GCAGUGGGGAGGCAGCGCUGGAUGGGCGCUGACGGGCGGGGGUGCGCCCGCGAGUGCCCCGGCGUGUUCGCUUAGUUCAGUGAAUCAGAACAAUGACUGCGCCGCCGGGUCCCCGAGAGCGCGUCGCAGGGCUGUGAGCAGCCGCGGCCGGCAGAGCAGCGGGCGGCUCCGUCUCGUCCGUGUAGUGUCAGUGUCCGCUCGGGAGCCCCGGGAGAAGCCCCUGCCCAGCGCCGCAGCCCGCGCGAUCUGCUGUGCUCCAGCGCCGCAGCUGCUCUUCGGGAGCCGUGCAUUGUUGUGAGCCACUGGAGGGGCGCGGGGAUUGCAUAGCCCGGAGCCCCUCAGCGCCCUUUAUAGCCAUGUGGAUACCUACGGAGCACGAGAAAUACGGCGUGGUUAUUGCCAGUUUUCGAGGCACCGUCCCAUAUGGCCUGUCAUUGGAAAUUGGAGAUACUGUUCAGAUCCUGGAGAAGUGCGAUGGCUGGUACAGAGGAUUUGCCUUAAAAAACCCCAAUAUCAAGGGUAUAUUUCCUUCCAGCUAUGUUCACUUGAAAAAUGCCUGUGUAAAGAACAAAGGACAAUUUGAGAUGGUUAUUCCCACUGAAGAUUCUGUUAUCACAGAGAUGACAUCAACAUUAAGAGACUGGGGAAGCAUGUGGAAACAACUCUAUGUCAGAAAUGAAGGGGAUCUCUUCCACCGCCUGUGGCACAUCAUGAAUGAAAUCCUCGAUCUGCGGCGGCAGGUGCUAGUCGGCCACCUCACCCACGACAGGAUGAAGGAUGUGAAGCGUCAUAUUACUGCGCGGCUGGAUUGGGGAAAUGAACAACUGGGACUCGACCUGGUGCCUAGGAAGGAGUACGCAAUGGUAGACCCAGAGGACAUCAGCAUCACUGAGCUGUACCGACUGAUGGAACAUCGACAUCGGAAGAAGGACACUCCUGUGCAGGCCAGCAGUCACCAUCUCUUUGUCCAGAUGAAGAGCCUCAUGUGUUCCAACCUGGGAGAGGAGCUGGAGGUCAUCUUCUCGCUCUUCGACAGUAAAGAGAAUCGCCCAAUCAGUGAGAGAUUUUUCUUGAGACUGAAUAGGAAUGGGCUUCCCAAAGCCCCGGAUAAGCCCGAAAGACACUGUUCUCUCUUUGUGGACUUGGGCAGCAGUGAACUCAGGAAGGACAUCUAUAUUACCGUGCACAUUAUCCGAAUUGGACGAAUGGGAGCAGGAGAAAAAAAGAACGCCUGCAGUGUUCAAUAUCGGCGACCGUUUGGCUGUGCGGUUCUUAGCAUUGCAGACCUUCUCACAGGAGAGACGAAGGAUGACCUUGUCCUGAAAGUGUACAUGUGUAAUACAGAGAGUGAGUGGUACCAGAUCCACGAGAACAUCAUCAAAAAGCUGAAUGCACGCUACAAUUUGACUGGCUCCAAUGCAGGAUUAGCAGUUUCCCUCCAGCUGUUACACGGAGACAUUGAACAGAUCAGAAGAGAAUACUCCUCGGUGUUCUCUCACGGAGUAUCCAUAACUCGGAAGCUGGGUUUUUCUGACAUUAUAAUGCCUGGUGAAAUGAGGAAUGAUUUAUAUAUCACCGUAGAAAGGGGAGAGUUUGAGAAAGGCGGCAAGAGUGUGGCCAGAAAUGUGGAAGUCACAAUGUUCAUAGUAGACAGUAAUGGUCAGCCCUUAAAGGAUUUUAUCUCCUUUGGUUCUGGAGAGCCACUGGCUAGUGAGUACCACUCCUUUGUGCUUUAUCACAACAACAGUCCCAGGUGGUCGGAGCUGCUGAAACUUCCCAUUCCUGUGGAUAAAUUCAGGGGCUCCCACAUCCGCUUUGAGUUCCGGCAUUGUUCCACAAAGGAGAAAGGAGAGAAGAAGUUGUUCGGUUUCUCUUUCGUACCCUUGAUGCAAGAGGAUGGAAGGACUCUCCCAGAUGGCACACACGAGCUCAUCGUGCAUAAGUGUGAAGAAAACACAAACCUUCAGGAUACUACCCGCUACCUCAAGUUUCCAUUUUCCAAGGUCAUCUUCCUUGGGAACAAUAAUCAAACCAUGAAGGCCACAAAGGAAUCCUUUUGGAUAACAUCAUUUCUGUGUUCCACAAAACUCACUCAGAAUGGUGAUAUGCUUGAUCUUUUGAAAUGGAGAACCCACCCAGACAAGAUCACAGGCUGUCUCUCUAAGUUAAAAGAAAUCGAUGGCUCAGAGAUAGUAAAGUUUCUCCAAGACACACUGGAUACCUUGUUUGGAAUAUUAGAUGAAAAUUCCCAAAAAUAUGGGUCUAAAGUAUUUGAUUCUUUGGUCCACAUAAUAAAUUUGCUACAAGAUAGCAAGUUCCAUCAUUUUAAGCCUGUCAUGGACACUUACAUUGAGAGUCACUUUGCUGGGGCACUUGCAUACAGAGAUCUCAUCAAAGUGCUCAAGUGGUACGUGGACAGGAUAACGGAAGCAGAGCGCCAGGAGCAUAUCCAGGAAGUGUUGAAGGCACAAGAAUACAUUUUUAAGUAUAUAGUUCAAUCCCGAAGGCUGUUUUCCCUGGCCACUGGAGGGCAGAAUGAAGAGGAAUUCCGCUGCUGCAUCCAGGAGCUCCUCAUGUCUGUCCGCUUCUUCCUCUCACAAGAGAGCAAAGGGACUGGAGCGUUAUCUCAGUCACAGGCUGUGUUCCUGAGCUCCUUCCCAGCUGUGUAUUCAGAACUGUUGAAGCUCUUUGAUGUCCGGGAAGUGGCCAACUUGGUACAGGACACCCUGGGCAGCCUGCCGACCAUCAUGCAUGUGGACGAUUCCCUGCAGGCGAUCAAGCUUCAGUGCAUUGGCAAAACUGUAGAGAGCCAGCUCUACACCAACCCAGACUCAAGGUACAUUCUCCUGCCUGUCGUACUGCAUCACCUCCACAUUCACUUGCAAGAACAGAAGGACUUGAUCAUGUGUGCACGUAUCCUUAGCAACGUAUUCUGUCUCAUCAAGAAAAAUAGCUCAGAAAAGUCUGUACUGGAGGAAAUAGACGUGAUCGUGGCCAGCUUGCUGGAUAUCCUGCUCAGGACCAUACUGGAGAUCACCAGUCGGCCUCAAGCAUCCAGCUCCGCCAUGAGGCUGCAGUUCCAGGAUGUCACUGGGGAAUUUGUUGCCUGUCUCCUUUCCCUAUUACGACAAAUGACAGAUAGACAUUAUCAGCAACUUCUGAAUAGUUUCAAUACUAAAGAGGAGCUGAGGGAUUUCUUGCUGCAGAUUUUUACCGUGUUCCGAAUAUUGAUACGCCCAGAGAUGUUUCCCAAGGACUGGACUGUCAUGCGCCUGGUUGCUAACAAUGUUAUCAUUACAACCGUUCUGUACCUCUCCGAUGCUCUCCGUAAGAACUUCUUAAAUGAAAACUUUGAUUAUAAGAUCUGGGAUUCCUACUUUUACCUCGCUGUCAUUUUUAUAAACCAGUUGUGUCUGCAGCUGGAGAUGUUCACACCUUCCAAAAAGAAAAAGGUGCUAGAAAAGUAUGGUGAUAUGCGGGUCACCAUGGGUUGUGAAAUUUUCAGCAUGUGGCAAAACCUAGGAGAACACAAACUUCAUUUCAUCCCGGCCCUGAUUGGGCCCUUUCUGGAAGUGACCUUGAUACCCCAGCCAGAUCUCCGGAACGUCAUGAUUCCUAUUUUUCACGAUAUGAUGGAUUGGGAGCAAAGGAGAAGUGGCAACUUUAAGCAGGUGGAAGCCAAGCUAAUUGACAAAUUGGAUAGCCUGAUGUCAGAGGGCAAAGGUGAUGAAACAUACCGUGAGCUCUUCAACAGUAUAAUUCCACUAUUUGGUCCCUACCCUAGUCUACUAAAGAAAAUUGAGCGGGAAACAUGGAGGGAAAGUGGCGUUUCAUUAAUUGCCACUGUCACUCGGCUGAUGGAGAGGUUGUUAGACUACAGGGACUGCAUGAAAAUAGGAGAAGUGGAUGGCAAGAAGAUUGGCUGCACAGUGAGCCUGCUGAACUUCUAUAAGACGGAGCUGAACAAGGAGGAGAUGUACAUCCGCUACAUCCACAAACUCUAUGAUCUGCAUCUCAAGGCGCAGAACUUCACAGAUUUUCAAGAGUUUGUAAAAAGAGUAUUUACUACGUUUACUAAGAUACCGGCUUUGAUGACUCUCCACCCGUGAAGUUCUCGGUGACCCUGCAUUUUUAUUUAGCCUGAAGCAUCGUGCUGCUUUUAAGAGAUCAGAUUGUGAAGUCCUCUCCGUGUAAGGAUAUCUUUAGUGCCCUUUGUGCUAGUCAGCUUUCUGCUAUUGAAACAUAGCAUCUAUGUUAAUCAACUCAGGAAGAAGAAAGGUUUGUCUUGGUUCAGGGAUUUGUAGGUUUGGGUCCAUUGUCAGUUGGCUCUGUUGCUUCUGGACUUGUAGCAAAGUAGCUUAUAAUGGCGGGGAGGGUACAUGGCCAAGCAUAGCUGCUCGUGGUGUGGCUAUGACACAAGAGAAAGAAAAAAAGGAGCCUCAUAAUCACUUCAUGCGUGACACUGAUAACAUAAACCAUCCCACCAAGCCCCACCUCUUCCAGUUUCCGGCCAUCUCUCCAUAAUGCUGACGUAAGGACCAAGCUGCUUCUCUUAAGAUUUUUUUUAUGCAUAUGUUUAUGUGUAAGUGAAAGCCAUACUCAUUCAGGAACCCUCCAAAGAAUGAAGAGGGUGUUAGAUCCCUGGAAGCUGGAAUUACAAGUGGUUGUGAUCCACCUGAUUUCAGUACUGGGAACGGGAGUCAGGUCUACUGGAAGAACAAGUACUCUUAACUCCUGAGCUGUCUCUCAAACCCAGGACCAAGCUUUAAUACAUGGGGCUUUGAUGGACAUUCCUGAAUCCAACAUACCAUGCCAUCAUCCCUGAAGGACAUGUUUGCAGGAAGGACAUGUAGGAAUUCUAAGUGAAUGUCUCCUGGCUCAUUGCUUGUGGUGAGGAAUAUAUACUCUUUUAAUGACUGUACAAUGUUUUCUGGUUGCUUUUGAGAGUUUGUAUUUGGUCCUCCAGUGGUUUAAUGAUGACAUACGUAGACGUAGUUUUCUUAAAAAAUAAUGUGUUUGGUUUUGCCUAACUCUUCGGAUCUAGAAAUCUAUUCCCUUAAUCAAACCUGAAAACGUUUUAGGAAUUAUCUUAUCAAAAUAUAUUUUACAUAUCAAUCCUUUCUUUCAGGACUGCCAUGAAAUGAGUAUUUGGCCUCUGGUCAUUGUCCCCUAUGUCCUGGGACUCUGUCAUUUCUCCCCCAACUUUAUUUACUUCUGUCCACAGUUUAGGGCUUUGCUUUAUGUCAUGCCCCCUGAUGCUUUCCGUCGUCUUCACUCAGCUGGCUUGAACUGGGUCUUUCCAGUGAAAGGUUUAUUUUGUUACUAUUCCAUUCUAAAAAUUUCGUGUUGUUUUCUUCUCGUAGCUUCAGUUUCUAUACAAAGAACUCAUCUUUUCAGUUGUCCAGGAGUCUUCACAUUCACUACGUGUAGCAUUGUUUCAAUAGCUGCUUCAUAGUCUAAGAUUCCAAGCUGUGAGUCAGCUUGUGGCUGGCAUCUGUUAAUUGCUUUUUCCCUUGGAGAGUUAUUUAGUUCUGUGGUUUCUUGAAUGCCAAGUUAUUUUAGAUUACAUCCUGGACCUUUUGAACAUUAUGUUACGAGAUUCAGCAUUCUGUCAAAAUUGUUAUUUUUAAUUUUGGCAAUCAGUCCAAUUAGGUUUAAACCUCAGGCCCUGUGCCACCAUCUAGAGAUUGUGAUUCUAAUGUCUGAUUUUUAAGGCCUCGGCACUCCACUCCAGUUGUCUGCAUGUGUACCACCCUACGUGGGUCUCCAGUCUUUGGUUAUGGUCUGCACUGUUGUGUUACUUAUGUCAGCGAUGGCCUGUUCUACAGACAUACCCCUUGGAGUCCCCCCAAAGCCACGUACAAAAUAAACAAGUCUUUCUUGAGCUCCUUUUUCUCUUUGAUUCCCCGUUCCAGUUCCAGUUCUUAGUGUUCUGGCUGUGGAGCUCAGGUUGGAAGAUGAGGAGGAAGCCAGAGAGUGUAAGAGUUCUGUGUCACUGCAAGCCCUUUCCCAGCUCUGUAGGAGAAAAGGUCUUCAGAGAGCUGCGUUUGUCUGAUCCCAUUUGCAGACAGUCUGAGAAAGGAGACAUAAAAAGAAGAAAAUAAAAUUAAAAAACCAAACACAUUGUGAUCAUCUUCAGAGGUGGCUUUUCCUAGUUGCUCUGUUUAUUACUAAUUACUUUUCAAGAUCUUCUAAGCACCUCAUGUAUUCUGUUGAAGUGCUUUCUUCCUUCCUUCCUUCCUCCCUUCCUUCCUCCCUUCCUUCCUUCCUUCCUCCCUUCCUUCCUCCCUUCCUCCCUUCCUUCCUCCCUUCCUUCCUCCCUUCCUUCCUCCCUUCCUCCCUUCCUCCCUUCCUUCCUCCCUUCCUUCCUUCCUCCCUUCCUUCCUCCCUUCCUUCCUCCCUUCCUCCCUUCCUCCCUUCCUUCCUCCCUUCCUUCCUUCCUUCUUUCCUUCCUUCCUCCCUUCCUUCUUCCCUUCCUUCCUUCCUCCCUUCCUUCCUUCCUUCCUUCCUUCCUUCCUCCCUUCCUCCCUCCCUUCCUUCCUCCCUUCUUUCCUCCCUCCCUCCCUCCCUUCCUUCCUCCCUCCCUCCCUCCCUCCCUCCCUCCCUCCCUCCCUUCCUUCCUUCCUUGGGAGAGUAGAGUCGGAAGGUGCUUGCUCCACCUUAAGCAGAAUCCUUUCCACAAGUUUGAGAAUGACAAGUUGAGAGCUUUGCCCCACUGUUCUUUCAGGGAAUUCUUUAACUGUGUGUGGCCUUUACACAAGUCUCUAAGUGAAUAAAGAAAUCCUUUCAAUAUCGUUUCUGGAAUUUUAACAUGCCUCUAAGGCCUCUAGCUGGUCUCACUAUCUCUGUAGCAUUUAUUUAUAGUCUGGAGACCUGCAUGCUAUCUGGGACGCUUUAACCUCCCUCAACUUGAAUACUGAGGUCUAUGGAUUCUUUCUCCUUGAGGUAGUUCCUGUCCUGGGAUUCUUUUCCUUCACGCUCCCUUACCAACUCCAUACCUACCAUCCCUUACUGAAAUGAUUUUGCUCUCUCUUUUCAAAAAAGAGUGUGUGUGUUGAGGGGGUGAGUGUUUGAGGAAGCCAGAAGAGGUAUUGGAUUCUCUGAAGCUGGAGUCACAGGCAAUUGUGAACUGCCUUAUAUUUGUGUUGGAACCUAAUUAGGGAGCAGCUUUGGAAGAGCACAAGCUUAACCACCAAGCCAGCCAUCUUUCCUACCCCAUAUUCUCUAUUUUAAUGCACUUAUCAUGUUGUUUUUUAUUAGUUAUAUUUUACAUAUUAUUAUAUAACAAACAUACAUGCAUACACAUACACAAAUGAUUUUGUGCAUGUGUGGAGACAGACAAGUAAUUCCCAGUUAAGGGUGAGUUCUUUGUUUCUCCUUCUUAGUCUUCUCAGCUCCUACAAGAGAGCCUAGGAAUAUGAGACCUAAAUAAAUACAUCCCUACUCAAUUAAAUUUUAACACCUGGUACGAAGAUUUCCCUUCAGUGCCGAUGAUGCCUGAAUCAUGAGGGAACAGUGCAGUGCAGUAGACUGUUUUACUUUUAAAAUUGAUAAAAAUAAGAAUUAAGAAAAGAAGCUAACGGCAGGUAGUCCACAUCUGCACAGUUGUGUUUCGCUUUUUCCAGAAAGUCCAGAUUUGUCUGAGAUAUCAGAGAACGGUGCUUUUUCUUUAUUUACUCAAAGUUCCAUGUUCCCCAGAUCACAAUUAAUGUGUGCUUCUCCCAUAUAGCCUCUUACUUUAUUUGUUUAUUGCACCUGUGCAUGGUGUAUUUAUAUGAGCAAGCACGCUAUGCAGGUAUGGAGGUCACCAGAACAUUCUAGAAAUCAACUCUCUCCUCCACCUUUCCGAGGUUGCAAGAAUCAAACCCAGGUCAACAGGUCUGCCCCUCAAGCAUCUUUACCUCCGAGUCAUCUCAUUGAUCCUCACAGUUUUUUCUCUCUUCUGUCCUCAUUUUUGUAUGUGUCCUUGAAGACAGUGAGACUGCAGGGAGAGCUUUCCCUUCUGUUUAAAUGAUUGAACCUCCCUGCAGCCUUCUGUGCGGUUGCCUUGUGCUCCCAAUUCAUCUCCAUUCUUCUGUGCGAUUUCUCUUUGUAUAUUGCUUUCCUCUCUGUAUGCUUGUUGAAAUAAUGGAAUGGCCUGGAGUCAGCCGUGCCGUGGUACUUUGUUUAGGAUUUUCAACUCUUUGUCCCUUGGAAUCCACCCCUCUUCCGUCCAUAUCAGUUCCCAAAGAGCAGAAAGGCGAGCCUGGAACAGCACGCUGAAACACUUACUGAAAAAAAAAUGUUAUUGAAAGCCAGCUUUGUAGGGUAUCGUGUGGGUGCGACACCUGCAAGGUGUGCAUGAUUUUCCUUCCCCAGCACAGCCCACAGUGCCCUCCGCAUGCACUCAUCCCUCAGCUGUGUAUCAGCACCUUCCCGGGAAGGCAGACUGUAAGCAGCUGUGAUUUGUCCUGCCACUUCUCUCUGACACCAGCAGUCAUUUCUCAGCUUCCUCUGGCCACCUGCUGGCAUCUCGGCUUUCUCAGACUCACCCAUCCCUGCCCUUCUAAGGAUGAUCGUGCCUGGGAAAGUAGUAGAGAAGUUAGAAAUGUUUUAUCUUAUUUUGGGAAUUAUGUCAUGUGUCCUUUUCUGUCAUAAUCAUUGAUAAGUGUGCAGUUUAUGCCAUCACCAUUGACCUAGAACUUUUCUCAGCGUGACCAACUGAAACACUUUCCUAUUAAACACUAAUCCUCCUUCCUUCCUUCUCUCUUUCUAUGAACUGAUGGGUCGGGGCCCUUUGCGUCCUUUCAUGAGCACACACACCUCUGGUUUUUUUGUUUGCUUGUUUGUUUGUUUGUUUGUUUGUUUGUUUGUUUGGAGCUGAGGACCGAACCCAGGGCCUUGAGCUUGCUAGGCAAGCACUCUACCACUGAGCUAAAUCCCCAACCCCACCUCUGUUCUCUUAAUCCUGAGACUAGCUCAGUUAUUCUCUGAGGAACUUUCAAGCGCUGCAGUGCUGGGAGGGGAGCAAGGGAAGGGACCCCACAAGUGGGAAGUGGAAUGGUAGGAUUGUUCAGGCUUGAAGGAACAGACCGUACGAGCAGUUGGUAUAUUCCCACCUGGUCUGAGAUGGGAACACAGUUGGCUAGACAGUUCUUCCAAGUACAGCACAGUCCCCAAAAUGUGCGCACUCAGCCUCCUGCACUGCAGACUCCGGAUGGCAGCCUCUAUGAUUUCAACUAUUUCCAUUUCCACCCAUUUUCACCCUUAGUGAAAACUGCCCAUAUUUAAUCCCCACAAGAAGGUGGCUAACAGGUACCCAGGCAAGUACCCUGAGGACAGUUUUCACACCUGGAUCUUUCUGGACCACAAUACAUCUCACUCCGUGUUUCAGAAGCUGAGGUUGGAGUUCCUGGGGUUCAAUUCUGAAGGCUGGAAGCUGUGCAGCUACUGAGGCUUCUUAAAUUCACAAAUGACUGGGUCCUUUUUCACCCCUUUCUAAAUCCCGGCUACAUUUUGAAUCACCCUCCUGUGCUCCAUAUUCAAAUUCCCAGCCCUUUAUCAUUCAAGGAAAGAAAAUUAAAUUCCUUAGUUUCUCUUGCUGUAAUGACCAAAAGGAAGUUGAUGAAGAAAGAAUUUCUCUCUUAUGUGAUAGUCCAUCAUCAACGGAAGCUGGGGCAGAAACUGAAGUAGGCUGAAACUGAAGCAGAAGCCAUGGAGAGGUGUGGCUCACUGGCUUGAUCCUGUGGCUUGCUCAGUAUGCUUAUUUAUACUAACCCGACCACCAUCCAGGGGUAGCACUGCCCACAGUGAAUUGGGCCCUCUGGUAUUAAACUAUCAAUCAAGAAAAUAACCACAAAGACUUCCCCACACGCCAGUCUAAUGGGAGCAUUUUCUGAGUUGGGGUUUCCUCUUCCAAAAUAAGUGGAGCUAGUAUCAAGCUGACAUAAAACUGACCAGCACAACCAGUCAGCCAGUCAGUCAGUCAGUCAGUCAGUCAGUCAGUCAGUCAGUCAGUCAGUUAAAUAGUUAGCUAGCUCGCUUUCAUUGGAAAGUCUCCUGGUUUCUAAGAGACAUACUUAUGGAUUGUCCCUGUAAAUGAUGUCAUGUCUGUCCUAUAUCUUUAAACUGGCUAUAUAACAAGACUUUUUAAAAAUUUUUUUUUAUUGGAUUUUUUUUAUUUACAUUUUAAAUGUUAUCCCCUUUCCCAGUUUCCCCUCUAGAAACCAGCUAUCCCAUCCCCCCUUUCCCUGCUUCUAUGAGGGUACUCCCUCACCUACCCAUCCACCCCCUCCCACGACAUUCCCCUACACUGGGGCGUCAAGGGCCUCUCCUCCCAUCGAUGCCCAACAAGGUCAUCCUCUGCUACAUAUGUGGCUGGAGCCAUAUGUCUAUCCCUGUGUAAUCUUAGGAUGGUGGUUUUGUCCCUGGGAACUCUGGGGGGUCUGGUUGACUAAUAUUGUUGUUCUUCUUAUGGGGUUGCAAACCCCUGCAGCUCCUUCAGUCCUUUCUCUAACUCCUCCAUUGGGGACCCCAUGCUCAAUCCAAUGGUUGGCUACGAGCAUCUGCCUCUGUACUUGUCAUGCUCUGGCAAAGCCUCUCAGGGUACAACUAUAUCAGGCUCCUGUAACCAUGCACUUCUUGGUAUCUGCAAUAUUGUCUGGGUUUGGUGACUGUAUAUGGGAUGGAUUCCCCCAGGUAGGGCAGUCUCUGGAUGGCCUUUCCUUCAGUCUCUGUUCCAUACUUUGUCUCCAUAUUUUCUCCUACGAGUAUUUUGUUCCGCCUUCUAAGAAGGUCUGAAGCAUCCACACUUUGGUUUUCCUUCUUCUUGAACUUCAUGUUUGAGAAUUAUAUCUUGGGUAUUCCAAACUUUUGGGCUAAUAUCCGCUUAUCAGUGAGUGCAUACCAUGUGUGCUUUUUGUGAUUGGGUUUCCUAACUUGACUUUCUUGAACAGGUUAAUUAUGCCCCAAGCAUGUGAAUGCUGAUGCAAGGACA
This is a messenger RNA of Rattus norvegicus (Norway rat), 10975 nucleotides long. The record is from RefSeq and is a predicted model, not a curated record. NCBI's taxonomy places the organism in Eukaryota, Metazoa, Chordata, Mammalia, Rodentia, Muridae.